CGGGUGUCACCGCCUGGGCACUGGCGUCACGGCACCGAUGACACAUUCAGGCUACGGGCGCUCUUUCGCAGCAAAGCAAAUAACAUAAACUUGUCCGUCGCCGCAACCCUUCGGGUAAUAUUAAGAGAGAGACCAUGGCCACGAGUCUGAACGUGUCGGAUGUCAUGAAAGAUCUACAACUUGAUGAAGACUGCGAUCUGGACGAAAAUGAGACGACACUGGUGAUACAGCCCAUCGUGUAUCGGGAUGAAAAGUUUCUCCAGCUGUCUGAGGCUCUGCUGGCCUGGGUGAACUGCACCCUGCGAGAGGAGAACGUUAAAGUCCGCUCCGUCAAGGACGACUUCUUCGAUGGGCUGGUGCUCCAGCAUCUCCUGGAAAAGCUGGGCCACGUGAAGCUCGACGUGCCGGAGAUUGCGCUCUCCGAGGAAAUCCAGAACCACAAACUCAACCUCAUCCUGCAGAACCUCGACCAGCAGCUAUGUGCCCAGGAUCCAAGCAAAGUCAAGUGGACUGUCAAGUCGAUCCACAGCAAGAACACCCUCGCCACCAUGCACCUGCUCAUUCGCAUGGUGCAACAUUUCUCCCCCAAAGUCCUCCUGCCCCACGGAGUCUCGGUCAAAGCCUACCUGCUGGAGAAAGGCAAAGACACACUGAAGGCCGAGCAGGUUAUGGAAGAGCUGACUCCAAAUCAGUUGCAAGUAGAGAGAGAGUGCCAGAACAGCGACAAUCCCAUCGACGUCAUUUUCAGAGUCUCGCCGGAAAAAGUGCCUCAGGUUGAACAGAUGCUGCUCGCCUUCGCAAACGGUCACCUAUCCGGGCUGCAUCUCGACAUCACGGACCUCGUCACUCAGUUUGCAGAUGGAGUGAUGCUGGUGCUACUGCUUGGCCAGCUGAGCGGGUACUUUGUCCCUCUCCACAGCUACUACCUGAGCCCCGAGUCAAGAGAGCAAAAGGUGCACAACGUGAAACUGGCACUGGAACUCAUGGAAGACGACGGGAACCCAAUGUCACCCGUUCAGCCGGAAGAGAUCGUGGACGUCGAUGCCAAAGCCGCCAUGAAGAUUCUCUACGUUCUCUACAACAAGCACAAGACCUCGAGCAUCGCGUCUCAACCCCAGCCCUCGUGACUCCUCCAGCAGCCACGGCGCCCUCUCGCGAUCACCUCAUUAAGUCGCCUGCUCGCUGCACGCACCCGAUGUUUGGUAAUCGCGCAAUGUGGUUUAGGGAAUUCUGUGGCCGGGGUUACCGCGGCGUCUGAAUGCCAUCACCCAGACACACCGGUGGAGGAUAGGUGCUUGGAGCCAUCAUCUGGUGGUGUGCUUGUGUAGUUGUCUGUGUGUGUGCUUGUGUGGGGAGCGGUAGUGUAGCAGUUAGCGUGCUGCACUAUGAACCUGGCGACCCGGGUUCGAUUCCCACUCACGGCCAAUACCAGUGGCGAUUAUCUCAGCCUCAAAUGAGUAUCUCAUGCAAUGUGUGAACUUCGCCACUAGGGAGACAAAGGCGGCCGGGCAUGGUGCUGGCCACCCACCCAGGGGUGGCCCGGGAUUGCCUAGUUCGCCGAGUUAAAUGGGGCGCCAAAUUCGAGGGGGAAAAAUACAAAUGAUGAAAAUACAAAUAAAAAAAUGAAGAUGUCAUUAUUUCAAUUCCCGUGCGUGUACAGAGGGAAUAUGAAUUAUAAUUCACUUCUCAACAUCUCUGAGAAUGUAUUGGUCAGACGGACGGACGUACAAAACGUAAUAAGUACGCCUCUGUUUAAAAAAAAGAUACGCUUAAAAAACACACACUAAACGUAAAAAAUUAACCCGUAAAAACAAAGUUUUUCACUAUAAAUCCUUUAUAUGCGUCGCGGCUAGAGUCCUCUCGUCCUCUGGCUUGAGAUGGCUGCCACCUAUGGGUCAGAUGAUUGCCUGCCACCAUUAAGCAAUUGGUAAUUAAAUAUAAUAUUUUUUUCCCUAAAAAGUGUAAAGUUAUGUAAAAAAAAAUUCACGAAAAUUAAUUGUCACGCACAACGAGUCUGUGUGCAAAAUGUCAGCUCGCUUGGAUCACGGGAAGUGGGUUAAAAACGACCGAAAGAUUUGCACGGUCGUAAGCGCGCAAGCAAGCAAGCAAGUGAACUUAAUAUGAAGGAUUUAAAAAGGGUCGAAAUGUUUCCCAGUUUGCCAAACACCCCUCAGCCUGGAGCUGCCCUCGUGCUGUGGGGGUGUGGGGGUGGGGACUGCGCGCUUCGCCCAGGGAGCCAGUUGCGGGCAGAAGCUCGUCCAAGGCCGCCCUGACACCCACCGCCCUCGUGUGCCACCGUGCCGGCCUUCAUAGGCGCUCGCUAACAGCACUUGUAAGCCACCGAACAGCAUCCAGUACUGUGUGGAGCGCUUGGUGUGUGUGCGUGACGUGAGGGGAGCGGUGGUCCUGGGCCUCCCCAAGGUCGGCUCGGCCUUAAAUGGGUACCUGGUGGGGCUGUGUUAAACAUCGGCAUCGGAGACACAAAGGUGGCCGGCCGGACGAGGCGCUGGCUACCCCCUCGUGUGCCACCGUGCCGGCCUUCAUAGGCGCUCGCGAACAGCACUUGCCCCAGCAGACUGUUCAGGCGAUACGCUGUGGUAACCCCGACACUGUGUGUUGUCGUUGAACGUGUGAUUCGUGCGUGGCUAUUCAGGGCACAACGCACACUUUUGACGCAUGACACAGUUUAUUGCGCCUUCUACGCGACACGCGGGACAACACAGCACGUCAAAUAACAGAUACGACCACUCGAUUCCAGUCUACGUGUGUUUUCUUCUCGGUUACAAAUCAUAUAAGCUAUUUCUCAAUUAUCACCAAUAAUGUUAUUUUUUUUACAACAAAAAGCAAUAUAAGCAGAAUAUCCCCAAAAGACGGUAUACAACUCUAUAUUUACAUCACGUAGCCCUCUGACUAAUAAUAAGAAAACAAAUUGAAAAUACUACAAACAAAUCAAACGAGAAUUUAUCCUAAAAAUAUAUUUAACAAUAAAUGCCUUGGGUUUUUUUUGGACCAGCCUGGUACAGUCUCAUUAGGUUCUGGAAUAUAAUGCAUAACAUGUACGUCAUCUAAGUAACCACAAAACCAGUGUGGUAGUUGACACGGCUUCUACAACAGACACAUACUAAGUGUCAAUAGAUACACGUAGGAACUGCGCUUUUAAAAAAAGAAGUGAUUUAGUAACAAC
Molecule: messenger RNA, 3184 nt
Organism: Lethenteron reissneri (Far Eastern brook lamprey)
Lineage: Eukaryota; Metazoa; Chordata; Hyperoartia; Petromyzontiformes; Petromyzontidae
Product: beta-parvin-like
Biological process (GO): cell projection assembly; actin cytoskeleton organization; establishment or maintenance of cell polarity regulating cell shape
Cellular component (GO): focal adhesion; actin cytoskeleton; cytoplasm
Molecular function (GO): actin binding
Source: RefSeq, a predicted model, not a curated record